UUGCCCGCUACAUCAAGCUGAGAACAGGGAAGACUCGAACUCGCAAACAGGCCCUGAAUGUGGACCAGGUUUCCAAGGACAAGGCUUUCCAGACAAUGGCCACCACGUCCUCAGCCCAGCUCAUCUCAGCACCUUCCCUGCAGGCCAAACUUGGUCCCGCCGGUCCUCAGGCCCCAGAGCUUUUCCAGUUUUGGUCGGGGGUUUCUGGGGCCCCCUGGAAUGUUCCAGAUGUGAAGCCAUUCUCGCAGACACCGUUCUCCUUGUCACUGACUCCUCCAUCUACUGACCUCCCAGGAUAUGAGCCCCCCCAAGUCCUGUCACCUCCUGCUUUGCCCCCACCUGCCCCAUCACCCCCAGCCUGGCAGGCUCGGGCUCUGGGCACUGCUCGGUUGCAGCUGGUGGAGUUCUCGGCCUUUGUGGAACCUCUGGAUGCAGCUGACUCUUACGAGAGUCACCUGUUCGUACACAUCAGCCAGCACUGCCCCAGCCCCGGAGCGCCCCCCCACCCCGAGAGUGUGGACAUCCGGCAGAUCUAUGACAAACUCCCUGAGAAAAAGGGUGGUCUGCAGGAGCUGCAUGAUCAUGGGCCACCCCCCCACGCCUUCUUCCUGGUCAAGUUCUGGGCGGACCUGAACUGGGGCCCCAGUGGCGAGGAGGUGGGGGCCGGCGGUAGCAGUGGUGGCUUCUAUGGAGUAAGCAGCCAGUACGAAAGCCUGGAGCACAUGACCCUCACCUGAUCCUCCAAGACAGAGUGUGCCCAGCUGGAGGACGGGAGGUUCGUGUACCGCCUGCUGCGCUCACCCAUGUGUGAGUACCUGGUGAAUUUUCUGCACAAGCUGCGGAAGCUGCCCAAGCACUAUAUGAUGAACAGUGUCCUGGAGAACUUCACCAUCCUCCAGGUGGUGACAAACAGAGACACCCCGGAACUGCUGCUCUGCACCGCCUAUGUCUUCGAGGUCUCCACCAGUGAGCAGGGGGCCCAGCACCACAUUUACUGCCUGGUCAGGGACUGA
Molecule: messenger RNA, 1013 nt
Organism: Balaenoptera musculus (blue whale)
Lineage: Eukaryota; Metazoa; Chordata; Mammalia; Artiodactyla; Balaenopteridae
Product: transcriptional enhancer factor TEF-4-like
Exons: 2
Biological process (GO): embryonic organ development; regulation of transcription by RNA polymerase II; hippo signaling
Cellular component (GO): transcription regulator complex
Molecular function (GO): DNA-binding transcription factor activity, RNA polymerase II-specific; RNA polymerase II cis-regulatory region sequence-specific DNA binding
Source: RefSeq, a predicted model, not a curated record